This is a messenger RNA of Polyodon spathula (Mississippi paddlefish), 2673 nucleotides long. It is a transcript of the gene treh, whose product is annotated as trehalase (brush-border membrane glycoprotein). Gene Ontology annotation, molecular function: alpha,alpha-trehalase activity. The transcript has 15 exons. The record is from RefSeq and is a predicted model, not a curated record. Gene Ontology annotation, biological process: trehalose catabolic process. NCBI's taxonomy places the organism in Eukaryota, Metazoa, Chordata, Actinopteri, Acipenseriformes, Polyodontidae. The coding region runs from base 1 to 1674 and encodes 557 amino acids.
AUGCAGUUGCCCCUGUGUCCCAUCUACUGCAGUGGAGAUCUCCUGAAGCAGGUCCAGCUGGCCAAGUUGUUUGAUGAUGACAAGCACUUUGUGGAUAUGAAGUUAAAGGAGCCUCCGGAGAAAGUGCUUUCCGCUUUUCACAACCUGACAGCGGGGGCCCCUGGAGGAAAACCCAGCGUGGCCCAGCUCCGAGAGUUCCUCGGCUCCUUCUUCGAGGCCCCUGGGCAGGAGUUUGAACCCUGGACCCCGGCAGACUGGCACAGUGGGCCCCAGUUCCUGGAGAGAAUCUCGGACCCGAGUCUGCGCAGCUGGGCGGCUGAGCUGCACGCUCUGUGGAAAUCCCUGGGGAGGAAGGUGCGGGAUGAUGUGAAGAAUCAUCCGGAGCUCUACUCCCAAAUCUACACCCCUAAUCCCAUCAUUGUCCCGGGAGGGCGCUUCAGGGAGAUCUACUAUUGGGAUUCCUACUGGGUGAUCAACGGCCUGCUGCUGUCGGAGAUGAAGGACACGGCCAAAGGGAUGAUCGAAAACUUCUUUCACCUGGUCCACAGGUACGGCUUCAUCCCGAAUGGCGGGCGUGUUUAUUACGAGCAGCGCAGCCAGCCCCCCUUCCUCACCCUCAUGGUGGAGAGUUACUACCAGGCCACGCUGGACAAGGAGUUCCUCAGAGGUGCUGUGGAGCUGUUGGAGCAGGAGUACUGGUUCUGGAUGAGAAACCGCUCCGUGUCCAUUGAGAUCCAGGGUGCUCUGCACACUCUCAACCAGUACAGCGUGCAGGCGGGGGAGCCCAGACCUGAAUCCUACUCGGAUGACUGGGAGCUGGCUGAAGGUUUGACCGAAGCUGGGAAGCAGGCGCUGUGGGUGGAGCUGCAGUCAGGGGCGGAGUCAGGCUGGGAUUUCUCCUCCCGCUGGUUCAUCGACAGCAAGGGACAGAACCGGGGGACGCUGCGGGACAUCAGGACGAGACACAUCGUCCCCGUUGACCUCAACGCACUGCUGUGCCGCAACGAGAGGACCAUCGCCUCCUUCCACCGCGCGCUGGGUAACCUCGAGAUGGCAGAGCAGUUUGAGGUGGCACUGAAGAGUCGAGUGGAGGCAGUGAGAGCCGUGUUCUGGGACGAGUCGCUCGGCGCCUGGUUCGACUACAGCCUGCAGACCAAGUCUUCACACCAGGCCUUCUACCCCUCCAACCUGGCUCCGCUGUGGGCUGAGUGCUUCUCAGAGCCCAGCGCGGGGGAGAGAGCACUCCGCUACCUGCAGGACAGCGGGGUGCUGGGGUAUCGCAAUGGCAUCCCCACGUCCCAGAUGGAGAGCGGAGAGCAGUGGGACUACCCCAAUGCCUGGCCCCCCCUGCAGCUCAUGAUCAUAGAAGGGCUGAUGAAGCUGAGCUCGGAGAAAGCAGAGCAGGUGACCUUUGACCUUGCACAGAAAUGGAUCCGAACCAACUGGGCCGCCUACCAGCGAGACAAAGCCAUGUUUGAAAAGUACGAUGUGAAUGGAGAUGGGAAGCCAGGAGGAGGAGGAGAGUAUGAUGUUCAGCUGGGGUUCGGCUGGACGAAUGGGGUGGCCCUGCAGCUCCUGAAUCAGUUUGGGGGGCAGCUGACAUCGGGGUGCCCUCCCCUGCACACCUGCCUCUGGGUGUGGCUCGUUAGCACCGCCCUGGUGUUCUUCAUGUGAACUGCAGCCGCUCCGAGGACCGUCUCCCCAGGCAGAGGCUUCAGGAAAGGGCUGGUGUUGAGACUGCCAUUGCUGUCGCCUCAACAGGAAUAUCCAGGGGAAACAUUUGAGUUUAGAGCUAUACAGAUUUAAUACGAUCAGAUUAGCCAUCAAUGAAUCACAAACCCGAGGGUAUUGAAUUGUAGUGUUACUGCACUGCAGGAGAGCCUGAUUCUUAAUGAACCCCCUCUUUCUCUUUUCUGUUUAAACUGGACCAAGCUGUAUAAUACCUGCAUGUGUAUUUCAGGUUCUGUCUAAUGUCAUUUAUAUAGUCCUCCACCCUUCUGAAAUACUGUAUUACCUUUUCUGAUAGAUCCAAUAGUUUUGUGACUAUCGGUGUUCAAUCAAAUGAAAGAAAAUGUAAAUCACAAAUAAAAAGUUACUCCCUCUAGCGGUUGGGGGUUGUAAUGGCAGGUGGAAGAAGUCCCAUCUCGAGUGCAGGGAGCUGGAGGAAGGCUCCACUCAAAGCUCAAAGUCGCUCUCUAGACCCUGAAUAUUUAGUUAUUUAUCUAUUUAUUUACAAAAAAAAAAAAAAAAACCUAUCAUUUGAACAGAAAAGAAAAACAAAUCAAUGUUCAAAUUGCGUGUCGGUUUGGGUUUCCCUGAAUCACAAGAAGAAACCUGUUGUUGUUACUCAACCUGGCCACAAGAUGGCAGCAAUGUUCUUAUUAUUAACAGGCGUCGCAAGAUUAAAAACAGCUGCAGACCAAUACUCAGCACUGUCCCGCUGCCAUUUAUUCACGUUUAGAUUUACGAUCAGAUAUAUUUAAUACAUUCCUUCACAGUACAGCGUUCAGCGCACUGAGCUGUGUGUUUGCAAGUGUGUAUACGAGUGUGUCUCUGGCUGCUGUCAUGCAAAUACAUUCUCUACCCGAUUAGAGGAAGCCACCGAACACAAACACAUAUUAAUGUUUCAUUCAAAAUAAGAGCUGAAAAGCGGGUUUAGUCUGUUUAUAUAGA